AUGGGAUAUUGUUAUGAAUUAGAAACUGGAUGUUCCGGGUGUCCCGUUCGUGUAACGGUUUGCAUUGCUCUUUGCCAUUACAUGCUUUUUGGACUUUUUGUAACGUGUUUUGUAUUUACAAACCAUUGCUACCCAGAACUUUAUUAUGUUGAUUAUUUUUUUGGCGGCUCUGGAGCAGCAUUACUUUUAAUAUCUUUUUUCACAGCGUGGUGCGUUGACGUAAAAAAAAAAGGAUUACAAUUUAUUCGCAGCUUCAUGGGUUUAUUAACAAUUUUGGCUGUAUUAUCAACUGUUGCAUCUUGCUUUUAUUACACAAUAACAAGAUGGGACGACGUUAUGGUAACGCUUAUUGUUAAAGUUUUGAGAAUGCCCCAUGAAAAAGACAUGCCGGAUUUUCUUUGGCACCUAUUAGUCGUUGUGUCUUGCCUAACGACACCCACAUUUUUAAUUUAUCUUAUUUACAUAGCUAGUUUUAUGUGCAAUCCGUGGAAAUCCCAUUUGUUUGUUAUGCCUUAUCAACAUGACAUGUAUUUCUCGCCAAUGACUGCUCCUCUUUCAAUACCAACUCCUGUGACAGGUGUACCAAAUAAUCCAAAUUAUAAGCCUUACCCAUUUAAUCAAGACCUAUUGACCUUAUAG
Molecule: messenger RNA, 639 nt
Organism: Pediculus humanus corporis (human body louse)
Lineage: Eukaryota; Metazoa; Arthropoda; Insecta; Psocodea; Pediculidae
Exons: 2
Coding region: 1-639 (212 amino acids)
Source: RefSeq, a predicted model, not a curated record